Setaria italica (foxtail millet) is the source of this 1336-nucleotide messenger RNA. Its product is annotated as cysteine synthase. The record is from RefSeq and is a predicted model, not a curated record. Gene Ontology annotation, cellular component: cytoplasm. The transcript has 7 exons. NCBI's taxonomy places the organism in Eukaryota, Viridiplantae, Streptophyta, Magnoliopsida, Poales, Poaceae. Bases 93 to 1133 code for a protein of 346 amino acids. Gene Ontology annotation, molecular function: cysteine synthase activity.
GUUAGCAGCCUUCAGUCUUCGCUGACUGCCAACCAGAGGAUCUCCUUCCCCCGUUGUGAGAGGCCAAGAAACACGAGAGUGAAGCAGCGUCCAUGGCGGGAGAGGAGGCUGGGAGGAGAGGUGUUCCCUCCCUGCUGAACCCGUCUUCGUCUUCCAGCGAAGGGCAGCAAGAACACAUCGCCUCUGAUGUCACACAGCUCAUCGGAUGGACGCCUCUGAUCGAGCUAAAGCGAAUCGCCAGCAAGGAUGGGGUUGACGCCCGGAUCGUCGGCAAGGUCGAGGCAUAUCAGCCCCUCUGCUCCGUCAAGGAUCGAAGCGCUUUGAGGAUGAUAGAAGAUGCAGAGGAGAGGGGAUUGAUUUCACCUGGUGUCACAACACUCGUCGAGCCGACAAGCGGCAACUUGGGGUUAGGAAUUGUCCUCAUUGCUCUUCGCAAAGGCUACAGGUUUGUCGCAGUUAUGCCGGGUCAAUAUUCACUUGAUAAGCAGAUCCUGUUGAGAUACAUGGGUGCAGAGUUGUACUUGACUGAUCCAGCCCUUGGGUUUCCAGGCAUAACCAAGAAGGUUGAAGAGCUCAAAGAAGAAUUGCCCAAUGUACAUGUUCUUGAUCAAUUCUCGAACAAAGCAAAUCCUGAAGCACAUAUUAGGUGGACUGGACCUGAGAUUUGGAAGGACACUGCUGGCAAGGUGGACAUAUUUGUAGCUGGUUCUGGCUCAGGAGGUACGGUAACAGGUGUUGGAAAGUAUCUGAAGAUGCAAAACCCAGCUAUCAAGAUCAUCUGUGUUGAGCCUGCAGAGUCUCCAGUUGUUUCAGGUGGCGAACCAGGAAAACAUAAAAUCCAGGGAAUAGGCCCGGGAUUUAUACCUGAAGUACUGGACACCUCAGUUAUCGAUGAGUCUGUCACAGUGACCACUGAGGAGGCAAUGGUGACCGCAAGGAGACUGGCCAAGGAAGAGGGCCUUCUUGUGGGUAUAUCUUCUGGAGCAAACAUGGCAGCAUGCUUGAAGGUCGCGUCGAGAGAAGAAAACAAGGGGAAGAUGAUUGUCACCAUGUUUCCAAGCGGGGGCGAGAGAUACAUGAACUCCGACCUAUUUGCAGCUGUGAGAGAGGAGUGUAUUGCCAUGACAUUUUGAUCUCGCCACUUAUUCAGAAGAUGGCUACAUUCCACGUAAUGGUCGGCCUGUGCAUUAUGCAGCUGAUAUACGGUGAUACCACAAUGAAUUGUGUGAUUUUGCUACGGAAUUUAUAUUCAAGAAAUUUGUAUGAACUGACUGGAGACAAGAGGACAACUAACUGUCCCAGUUAAUUUAUUUCAAAAUUUUAGUUGACCGUAUCA